AGUGGUUCCUUUGUUCCUUACAAUGGCUGACCGUCUCGUCGGUUGUCAUAGUCGUUUGUUUCUAUUACUAUUAAUACUUACCAACCUUUGUGUUGCUGUACAAGAGCAACAACAGCAGUCCACCUUUGAAGGGAAUACCAUAUUAAAGGGUGAUGGGGGACAGGCGUAUGAUUGGGAUUUGGUUAUUGUAAUACCAAGCCAUAUUACGGAGUUCUCGAGGAGGUGUGCUGUUAGAGAUGGAUGGGCUCGGCAAUUGAGAGGACAUGAGCAGAAUAACCGUGCUGGUCUACGAAGCAUUAAAUUACUAUUCACUGUUGGUGCACAUUAUCCAGAUAACUCCACUAGGGAUACAGCUAUGGCCGAGAUGAAGCAAUUCGAUGAUAUCAUAACCCUACCGUCCGACUUUGUUGAUCGCUACGAUGCUCUCGGCACCAAGGUUCGCUUAUCGUUCAGAGAGGCGGUGGAUCGGUUAGGCCGGUUCCGUCUUGUACUGAAGGCGGAUACGGACAGCUACGUUCAUGUGGAGAAGUUAUUGGAUUUCUUUGAUAAGGAGAAUAUGUGGAAUGGUGAUCCAGUGUAUGCAGGGUCCUUUCGGCAUGCACCAGUGAUGUGGGAACCUGAGGAUAAGGACCAUAAAUGGUUCGAUGGUGAGUUCACCAAGAUGACGGGCCUUACUCAGUAUCCAUGGAAUGCCCAAGGAGGUGGUUAUGUUAUAUCAUAUGACCUCGCUAAAUACCUAGCCCAUCCGCCCUUAGAGCUAAAGUCAUGGACCCAUGAAGAUGUCGGAGUUGGAGCAUGGCUUAUGGCGUUGGAUUACCGCAGAGUCGACAUGCCUGUGGGGUUCGCAGCUCCCGAAUGUGGCUGUGCAUUAGACUGCGUUGACCCCAUCAACGAUCUGGGUGGCCGUGAUUUAGUAAUUGACCACUACGUCCCACCGUUCCUCCAUCGGGUACGCCAGAGAAGGAUGGAGUUGUUUGGUGACGAUUGUUGGGUUUCCUCUCUUUCGAAUACGAUAUCUCCUCUGGCAGAGAAGGUGAUCCCAGUCAACAACAUGUGUUAUUCUCCUAUGUGGUUGGGUGGGGAGGACCUUCAGAAUGAUUUCCAUCGUGUUUGGGAGAAGCCUCGGCUGAGUCGAAGUGAACGGAGGAGAGCUCAUAAGGAGAACUCAGACACUCCGGAAUCUAGCGCUGAAAGUACCAGCGAAGAACCGUCGAGCCGCACUGGUUGGUCAGCCAAGAGGAAGACCAAGAAGCCCAUCGGGGAGCAGCUGAAGUUGAACAAAGUUCUUGACGGAUUCAACUUGUAUGAUAUUCUCAAGAUCAGCCCUACGGCCACCCAGGAGCAGAUAAAGAAGUCCUAUAGACGGUUAAUUUUGGAGCAUCAUCCAGAUAAGAAGAAAGGAAGCGCAGAGGAAGAGGAAGAAAAAAUGAUAUUCCUGCGCAUACAGGAAGCCUUUGAAGUUCUCUCCGAUGAGCGUCGCCGUAAACAAUACGAUUCUUCGCUUCCCUUCGAUGAGGAUGUUCCCACCGAAUUAGAAGAGGACGAGGAUUUUUACGAGGUGUUCGGUCCUGUAUUCGACUCGAAUGCUCGUUGGAGUAAUCGCCGUCCUGUUCCGAGAUUAGGAGAUGAUGCUUCUGAUCUUAAUAAGGUGAAACGAUUCUAUCACUUCUGGAUGAAUUUCGAUUCGUGGAGGGAUUUCUCCCAACACGAUGAGUAUGAUGUCGCUGAUGCUAGUUGUCGUGAGGAGCGCAGAUGGGUAGAGAGGCAGAAUCAGAGGAUCCGACGAAAAUACGAGACGGCUGAGGCAUCGAGAGUGAGGAAAUUGGUGGAGUCGGCUAUGCAGUAA
This is a messenger RNA of Perkinsus marinus ATCC 50983, 1846 nucleotides long. RefSeq lists its product as hypothetical. NCBI's taxonomy places the organism in Eukaryota, Perkinsozoa, Perkinsida, Perkinsidae. Gene Ontology annotation, cellular component: membrane; cytosol. Gene Ontology annotation, biological process: 'de novo' cotranslational protein folding; regulation of translational fidelity. The transcript is spliced from 18 exons. Gene Ontology annotation, molecular function: hexosyltransferase activity; ribosome binding; Hsp70 protein binding. The record is from RefSeq and is a predicted model, not a curated record. The coding region runs from base 23 to 1846 and encodes 607 amino acids.